GUCGGGGAGGCGGGGCCUAGGGAAGUGAUCCGUCGGGAUGCUCCCUGCUCCAGCGCGCCUGCUGUGGCCGUCUUAGCUCCUUGCAGCCAUGGCGGUGACUGCCGGGUCCGCGCGGGCCCCGUCGGACUCCCACAAAGUACAGAAAGACAAGGCUGGACAGACUUCAGGGCCCAGGCAGGGCAGCGGAAUGGGGAAACUCUUGGGUUUUGAGUGGACAGAUGUUUCCGGCUGGGGGAGGCUGGUGACCCUGCUGAAUCGACCAACGGAUCCUGCCAGCCUGGCUGUCUUCCGAUUUCUCUUUGGGCUGAUGAUGGUGUUGGACAUUCCCCAGGAGCGGGGGCUCAGCUCCCUGGACCGAAGAUACCUGGAUGGGCUGGAGGUGUGCCGCUUCCCCUUGCUGGAUGCUCUGCAGCCACUACCACUUGACUGGAUGUAUCUUGUCUAUACCGUCAUGUUUCUGGGGGCGCUGGGCAUGAUGCUGGGCCUGUGCUACCGGAUGAGCUGUGUGUUGUUCCUGCUGCCGUACUGGUAUGUGUUUCUCCUGGACAAGACGUCGUGGAACAACCACUCCUAUCUGUAUGGUUUGUUGGCCUUUCAGCUGGCAUUCACGGAUGCAAACCACUACUGGUCUGUGGACGGCCUGCUGAAUGCCCGUAAGCGGAAUGCCCACGUGCCCCUUUGGAACUACGCUGUCCUGCGGGGCCAGAUCUUCAUUGUGUAUUUCAUCGCGGGUGUGAAAAAGCUGGACGCAGACUGGGUUGAAGGCUAUUCCAUGGAGUACCUGUCUCGGCACUGGCUCUUCAGUCCCUUCAAACUAGUAUUGUCCGAGGAGAUGACCAGUCUGCUAGUGGUGCACUGGUGCGGACUGCUGCUCGACCUCUCAGCUGGUUUCCUGCUCUUCUUUGAUGCCUCGAGGCCAAUUGGCCUCCUCUUCGUGUCCUACUUCCACUGCAUGAAUUCCCAGCUUUUCAGCAUUGGUAUGUUCCCCUACGUCAUGCUCGCCAGCAGCCCCCUCUUCUGCUCCCCUGAGUGGCCCCGGAAGCUAGUAUCUCACUUCCCUGAAAGGCUGCAAGAGCUGCUGCCCCUCAAGGCUGCCCCUCAGCCCAGUGUGUCCUGCGUGUAUAAGAGGAGCCGAGCCAAAGGUGGCCAGAAGCCAGGGCUGCGCCAUCAGCUGGGCGCCGCCUUCACCCUGCUCUACCUCCUGGAGCAGCUCUUCCUGCCCUAUUCUCAUUUCCUCACCCAGGGCUAUAACAACUGGACGAAUGGGCUGUAUGGCUAUUCCUGGGACAUGAUGGUACACUCACGCUCCCACCAGCACGUGAAGAUCACCUACCGGGAUGGCCGCACUGGCGAGCUGGGCUACCUUAACCCCGGGGUAUUCACACAGAGCCGGCGAUGGAAGGAUCACGCGGACAUGCUGAAGCAAUAUGCUACUUGCCUGAGCCGACUGCUUCCCAAGUACAAUGUCACGGAGCCCCAGAUUUACUUUGAUAUUUGGGUCUCCAUCAAUGACCGCUUCCAGCAGAGGAUUUUUGACCCUCGUGUGGACAUCGUGCAGGCCGCCUGGUCUCCCUUCCAGCGCACCCCUUGGCUACAGCCGCUGCUGAUGGACCUAUCUCCCUGGAGGACCAAGUUACAGGAAAUCAAGAGCAGCCUGGACAACCACACUGAGGUGGUUUUCAUUGCAGAUUUCCCUGGGCUGCACCUGGAGAAUUUUGUCAGUGAAGACCUGGGCAACACUAGCAUUCAGCUGCUGCAGGGGGAGGUGAUUGUGGAGCUGGUGGCAGAACAAAAGAAUCAGACUCUUCAGGAGGGAGAGAAAAUGCAGUUGCCCGCUGGUGAGUACCAUAAGGUGUAUACGACGUCACCCAGUCCUUCCUGCUACAUGUACAUCUAUGUCAACACUACGGAGCUUGCACUGGAGCAGGACAUGGCAUAUCUGCAAGAACUAAAGGAGAAGGUGGAGAAUGGAACCGAAAUGGGGCCUCUACCUCCAGAACUGCAACCUCUGCUGGAAGGGGAAGUGAAAGGAGGCCCUGAGCCAACACCUCUGGUUCAGACUUUUCUUAGACGCCAGCGAAGGCUCCAAGAGCUUGAACGCCGGAGAAAUACCCCUUUCCGUGAGCGGCUCUUCCGCUUCUUGCUACGGAAGCUCUAUAUCUUUCGCCGCAGCUUCCUGAUGACUUGUAUCUCACUGCGAAAUCUGGUAUUAGGCCGCCCUUCCCUGGAGCAGCUGGCCCAAGAGGUGACUUACGCAAACUUGCGACCCUUUGAGCCAGUUGGAGAGUCAAGUCAUUCAAACACAGAUUCUUCAAAUUCUAAUCCUCCUGAGCCAAAUUCUGACCUUGUGCACUCAGAGUUCUAAGGGGGGUCAGAUGUGCAGGGUACAGAUGUGGGAGCAGCCAAUCAGAGAACCAUCAAUGUAUGCAUUGGAAAUGUGAAGAAAUUGAUAUUUUGUAUAUUUUUCUCCAUAGUUCUUUUAAAUUCAGAGAGGAUAUCUUACAGGAGCCAAGAAAGUGAAGCAAGGUUAAGAUUGAUCAAUUCAAGGCUGAGAGGCUAGGAGGGGUUUAAAAGCAUUCUAGGAUCAAGGGCUAAGAGUCUGGUUUAAAGUGACCAACUCCUUGGGGAAAGAGAUUUAUGUGCCAUGGUAACAAUAAUGCCAAACUAUUUUCAAGUACUUGUUAUAUGCUAGGCACUGUGUGAAACAUGGUACCUUCAUUAUUGCAUUUAGCUCUUAGUGGCCAGUAGCCCCCUAUUUUACAGUUGGAGAAAGUAAGAUUCAGAGAUAAUAUAAUUUCAAAGACAACCUCCAUAAGAGAUGUAUUGAUGGUUUGAAUCUUGUCUGUUCAACUUCAGGUCCCAUACCCUGCCUCUUGUAAUUUGCAGAAUCACGGACAAUAACUAUGAAAUAGUGUUAGCUUAAAACUUGUCUUGUUAAUUACAGGUAAGAUUAGGAUGGCGAUCAAGUUCUAAAUGCACAGAGUAACUUUCUCCCUACUGUUGUGGUUCCUUCAUUGUUCCUAUUAUAGCCAGUUAAGUUUUUCAGUAGUACUUAUGAGAAUAGAUAGGACCAAGUUAAAUAAGGAAAUUUAGAUGACUGGCACUAGCUCUCUCAAAAAUAAGCUUAAUAUUUAGCAUUAUUCUAGCCUUUUGUGAGCAGAAAGUGAUGUAAAGAAAGAAUUAACCAAACUGAUGAGACUAGGGCAUGUUAACAGUUAAUUUGUAGGCUUCAAAGUACAGGGUGAUUCAGGAGGCACCUCAGUUCCUUGAAAACUCAAAAGCCUGGCAUUGGGCUAGAAGUAAGAAUGCAUAGAGAAAAGAGGGGGAAAAAGGCCUCUGCUCUGGGUGUUCAUGGUCUCACAGCAAAGACUGUCAUGGCAGUAUAUUGGCAGUCACAGUAACUUUGAUAAAGGAUUGCAUCUCUGUUUUCAGGCUUUGUUUCCAUGCCCCGCCCUACCCCACUGCCUUGGAUAGUGGUCUCAGGGAUCUUUGUAGGCAGUUGCCUUCUCACUAUACACACUUGGGACGAUAAUGUCCUCUCCAGUGGCUUCCACUGAUGCUGCUGCUUACAUUUCUUUCCUGUGCCCUACACCUAUAUAUUUAACACACUCCAUCUGGAUAUCCCACAAACCUUUCAAACUCUCUCCUAAACAACUCAGACCUCGUUAUUAGUGAAUGGCAACUGCAUUUUAUUGAACAAGCCACCUGAAUCAGCCUGGAUUCUUCCUUUUUUCUCACAUUUCUUAAAUUUCAAGUCAUCAACUUUACCUCUUCAAUCUAUUCCUACUACCUCUGUGUUCUAAUCUAGUUGGAGAUAGACCAGAUACAGUUGUGCAGGUUGGGCCUGAAUAUGGGUGUCCCACUGAGGCCAAGUGGAACCUCUUACUCCUCAGCUGGCAGUAACUGUGCCACAUGGUAUCCUGAUCACUUGGGAAGGACAGCGUGGGGAACCACUGGUUUUCAAUAGUUUUGCAGAUCUCAGUGAUACAGUGUACCUUGGCACAGUGUCCUUUUGAAGUUCAGCUAUUUUCUCUCCCCUGCAAACCCCCAACCCCCUGCCCGUUCUGUGACUAAGGAACUCUAUUUGGGGAAGGGACUCAACAGUUAGUUGUAAUAUAGGCAAGGAUGCUACUAUCCCCAAACUUCGUGCACCACCUCUUCCCAAUGAAAAUGUUGGGGUGGUGGAGAGAAUAGGUGGUCACCUUAAUACUGUUUAAGAACCAUCUUAAAACUGUUUUUUAAGAUUUCACUAGAAAUCAGGCUCUGUGCAGCUGUUAUGGAAAUGGGCUAUCAAUGUCCUUUUCACCAGGCUUUAGUUUUUCUAUUUCAUUCUACUCCCAGCUUUUGGCUCUUUUGUCCCUAACCAAGUUGUUCCUUUAAACUUUGUAUAAAGUCCAGUACAGAUUUGUUUAACCUACACAUUUGACCUUUCUCCCCAUACCAUAUUCAUGCUUCUUCAACCAUUUAUAAUCACCAUCACCCCAUUUUACCCCUUUGCUUCUACACUUCUCCAUGGUCUGGUUACGAUUUCUUCACCUUCAUUUUUUAAUUUUUUCCCAUUCGGUAGAGGCAAAUACUGAACCUAGCCUUAAUUUCCCUAGUGCUGUCCCACAAGCCUAUAGGCAUCCAGCACAUCGCUAUGCCCUUUAUUUGGUCAGAAUUGUUACUGGUCUCGACAGAGCUUUUUGAGACUUUCAAUACUAGGACUUAACCUUGCCUCCCCCUCCAAUACAGUUACAUUUAAGCCUCUAAAUAGGUGUAAUCAAGCAUUCUCUGGUGUAAAUCUGUGUCAAGUGGCUCUGGUCUCUACUUUUAGCUCCUAGUUAAAAAGGGAUGCUUCAAGUUCUGUUGCAAACCUCUACAAACUACCAAAUUUAGAAUAAGGGUUUUAGAAACUUGUAAUAGCACCUUCACUAUUUCUAUAUUCAGUUUUUCACAUUAGCUUACUUAUUCUAGCUCAUAAGCCAAUUGUGCCACAUACUCAACCUGUAACUUUCAGCCUUUAACAGCUGUUUAUAAUAAAGGGAUUAAUACUUCA
Molecule: messenger RNA, 5038 nt
Organism: Suricata suricatta (meerkat)
Lineage: Eukaryota; Metazoa; Chordata; Mammalia; Carnivora; Herpestidae
Gene: GGCX
Product: gamma-glutamyl carboxylase
Exons: 15
Coding region: 89-2365 (758 amino acids)
Biological process (GO): peptidyl-glutamic acid carboxylation
Molecular function (GO): vitamin binding; gamma-glutamyl carboxylase activity
Source: RefSeq, a predicted model, not a curated record